AUGGCGGAAUAUUUGAAACUAGGUCACAUGCGGAAGGUGGAGGAUGAUGCUCUGAACGGGAGUAAGCGGUGCUACUUACCACAUCAUCCAGUUGUGAAGGAGGCCAGCACAACUACAAAGGUGAGGGUUGUCUUCGACGCCUCGUGCAAAACGUCGAGUGGGAUCUCCCUCAACAAUACACUACUGGUCGGGCCAGUCAUCCAGCAAGAUCUCCGUACAAUAGUUCUCCGCAGUCGUACCCGUCAGGUGAUGCUGGUAGCGGAUGCGGAAAAAAUGUAUCAGCAGAUUAAUAUGAACCCAACGGAUAUUCCACUGCAAAGUAGUUUAUGGCGGUUCGAGACAGACGAAACGUACGGGAUGAAACGUACGAGCUUACGACGGUGA
Messenger RNA from Ochlerotatus camptorhynchus, 384 nucleotides. RefSeq lists its product as uncharacterized. The record is from RefSeq and is a predicted model, not a curated record. The coding region runs from base 1 to 384 and encodes 127 amino acids. The transcript has a single exon. NCBI's taxonomy places the organism in Eukaryota, Metazoa, Arthropoda, Insecta, Diptera, Culicidae.